Panicum hallii is the source of this 775-nucleotide messenger RNA. RefSeq lists its product as uncharacterized. The transcript is spliced from 2 exons. NCBI's taxonomy places the organism in Eukaryota, Viridiplantae, Streptophyta, Magnoliopsida, Poales, Poaceae. The record is from RefSeq and is a predicted model, not a curated record. The coding region runs from base 186 to 524 and encodes 112 amino acids.
CACCUGCCGCCCCUACGUGUGCCGUUCUUCACACCACCUCGCGCUGCCCAUUACAAAGCUCGUCGGCACUUCGCCGGCACGAGCCUCGCAGCGGCAAAAGACCAAGACAAGACCACACUCCACGCAGCAGUCAUCAGGCAAACUCGUAGCAACAACGCGACCGGGCCGGGGAGAGGCUGAGGGCGAUGGCGAAGAGCGGCGCGGAGGAGUGGCGCCGGAAUGCGGACACCCACAAGAUGAGCGCGGAGGAGGUGCGCGCGGCGGGCGUGGAGGCGUCGAUGCGCCCGCCGGGCCGCGGCCCCGGGGAGGUGCUGCACCAGCGCGGCCGGCUGCCGUACGGGCCGGGCACCAUGGCGCUCGUCGGCUUCGGCAUCGUCGGCGUCAUCGGCUACCUCGUGCUGUACCAAAAGGCCAGGCCCGGCACGCCCGCCACCGAGGUGGCCAAGGUGGCAGUCGGCCACGGGGACCCCGCCGCCGGCCGUGACCCCGAGAAGCGUCCCGAGGGCGCGCGCGAAGGGAAGUAGAGGUGCAGGUGCGCUGCUGAGCGUUUGUUCGCCCAUUUCAGCACGAUCGGGUACGGCUGAUGUUGUCGGGUCGGUACAAUGAUACCGUCGAACGGGCGUGAGCUCAUUUCUUCGUUCCCUCCGCAUCGCCGGACGGAUGGACACAUGCGCCCGCGGUAGAGAGGUCUGUAUGUCUCAUUGCGCUGUACAGACGGGAUAGUACAGUGGGAGGUGAUGCUAAGUAUGGUUUUUGUUUGAGGUGAUGCUAAGUA